AUGACUGAGUUGUCUGAGAAGGGCUUCAUUGAUAUGCUCGGAACUCCCGAAAUCGGCAAUGUCCGAAGAAGGGAUGGGAAAGCCUUGGGACCUACCUUAACUGAAUAUAUUGUUCGGUCUCUUCAUACCGGGUCGAUUAAGAUAAUCGACUUUAGAGAAUCUUUUUUAUACGCCGCAGCACCGAAGAAAUUACAUACUCCUUUACCUCACCGAGCGCCUGAGGUUAUAUUUCAGGACCACGUUGACUACCGAGUCGAUUUGUGGAGCAUGGGUCGUAUGCUCUUCGACCUUUUUACCGGCCAGCCACCUUUUGACACAUUUAUGAUAACGCACCCGGUUCUUGUCCGUCAAAUGCAAGAGAUGGCAAGCGACAUCCUACCUGCUAGAUGGCAUAAUAGUUGGGACACAAUGAAAGAGAAAGACAGCGAAACGCCAGAAACCCGCCGCUCCCCCGCACCCCGGGAAUGGUUGGAAGAAGUAUACUUUGACGGUGAGCAAGAACAGAAUGUGACUCCAGAGUAUAUAACUAGGCUGGGGCAAGCUAUUGGGAAGCUUUUAUACUUUGCGCCGUGUGCACGAGCAUCUACGACAGAAGUUUCGCAUGACCCUUGGUUCAAUGAGUAA
Messenger RNA from Penicillium canescens, 624 nucleotides. RefSeq lists its product as uncharacterized. The transcript is spliced from 4 exons. Gene Ontology annotation, biological process: protein phosphorylation. NCBI's taxonomy places the organism in Eukaryota, Fungi, Ascomycota, Eurotiomycetes, Eurotiales, Aspergillaceae. The record is from RefSeq and is a predicted model, not a curated record. Bases 1 to 624 code for a protein of 207 amino acids. Gene Ontology annotation, molecular function: protein kinase activity; ATP binding.